ACUUACAAGGUUUUAGUCGGGAUACACUGGCAGUGUCAGUGGGGUGAUGAUCUUGGUGUUCCUUAAUGGGGAGGCGGAUGAACCUUUCGAAGACGGCAAUUACGUAAUGGCUGCGGCCAAGAGUCUGGUAGCAGUGUCCAGACAUGCAGCACCACAACUCUUACCGCAACCACCACCACCACUCUCGAAGAUUACUAUGGAUUUCUUUUUUUGCAUACCCAUUCUUAUCGGCUGUAACAAGAAGAUAAAGCCCGAGGGCGAUGAACCACCCAGGAUUUGCCCAAGGUGCCACAAUGCCUCCGUCACACGAGCGAAGUCUCGGACUUGGUUCGAACUUUGCUUUGUACCCUUGGUCCCUCUGUCGACGAAGCACAUCUGGAUUUGCGCCAUCUGUCAAUGGAACAUACCUAUACAACCAGGUUGGGAACCACAGGUUCCGGUGUAUGGCUUCCAACCUGGCGGUCAAGCGCCAUGGGGCGGGCCACCAGUACAUCCGUCGCCACCACCGCCACCAGCUGCAUACCAACAAGGGCAGAAAACGGGGUACAAUGUUUAAUGGUGCCCAGCCAUGAACUUACUUGAACUUACUUUUACUUAUUCAUUGUAUCUUGUAUUCGUUUCACUCUUUGGACAUGUAAACAUAGCCUGUAUUCCAUUUGAUUUCGGACCAUGUACAAUGCUUGAUAUGAUGGUUGUAAUAUAAAUACUAUCUCCUGCCCUUGUUCACUCGGGCCUUCCGUCCGAA
Molecule: messenger RNA, 745 nt
Organism: Somion occarium
Lineage: Eukaryota; Fungi; Basidiomycota; Agaricomycetes; Polyporales; Cerrenaceae
Source: the annotation of a GenBank genome assembly